Molecule: messenger RNA, 2005 nt
Organism: Nilaparvata lugens (brown planthopper)
Lineage: Eukaryota; Metazoa; Arthropoda; Insecta; Hemiptera; Delphacidae
Gene: dsf
Product: nuclear receptor subfamily 2 group E member 1
Exons: 10
Coding region: 343-1587 (414 amino acids)
Biological process (GO): anatomical structure development; regulation of transcription by RNA polymerase II; cell differentiation
Molecular function (GO): zinc ion binding; RNA polymerase II cis-regulatory region sequence-specific DNA binding; nuclear receptor activity
Source: RefSeq, a predicted model, not a curated record
CCUCCCGCCCAAACAAAUCGACCAGCUGACUACACACCUUUCUCCCUUAUUACCUCCGGUGGUUGAAUCUCCACGGUGACUGUCAUCACUCAGCAUCCUCUCUUCGAGCAGUGAGCAUCCUUGCAGCAGCAGCGGCAGCAGUAGCUCUCUCUGUAGCAGCCCUCUCCAGUGGCGUCACUCGCCACCUUAUCGCCUUCCGGUGUCCCUCGUCGACCGCUCGUCACGACCACUCACGCUCCGUCACCGUCUCUUGCCACUAGUCGUCAAGAUCGAAGCAUCUGGUACAGAUUCCGGCCAGAGCUGGAACUCCAGAAUGAUUUGACCUAUUCUCUGAAUCGGAGGAUGGGAACAGGUGACAGACUGCUAGAUAUUCCUUGCAAAGUCUGUGGCGACAGAAGUUCCGGUAAACACUACGGGAUCUACAGUUGUGACGGUUGUUCGGGAUUUUUCAAGAGAAGCAUUCACAGGAACCGUGUGUACACUUGCAAAGCACAGGGUGAGUUGAAAGGCCGCUGUCCAAUUGAUAAGACCCACCGCAACCAGUGCAGAGCUUGUCGUCUCAACAAGUGCUUUCAGUCAGCCAUGAACAAAGACGAUAAAUCAAUAGAAGGCUUGAAAAACAAAGGAACUGUGAAGAUUGUUAAUCUACAAUGCACGAGCACAGAAGCUCUUAAGCAGUCUCAUCACCAGCAACAACAGCAACAACAGAAGGAGGCGGCAAGCCAGGAACAGACCUCUUCAGUGCCGCCUCUCAAACUGACGUCGGUCGCUCUCUUUCCACCGCCCCCGCCCGGCCUCAAAGCCGCCUCCGAUGCCGCCCCUCAUCCACUCUUCCUCGCACACCAGCCGCCUCCACCCGGAUUACUGCAAAUCCUCAUGUCGGCGGAAAAGUGUCAGGAAUUUGUUUGGACAGGCAAGAUCGGUGAUUCGGAAAGAUUGUCGUCUGCAGGGAUGCCACCAAGUCCAGCAAUGCCGCUGGCUCUUUCGCCCACAUGGGAAGUUCUACAGGAAACAACUGCUCGUCUGUUGUUCAUGGCUGUACGAUGGGUCCGAUGUCUCGCCCCAUUCCAAACAUUAUCUAAGCGUGACCAGCUUCUGCUAUUGCAAGAGUCGUGGAAGGAACUGUUCCUACUGCACCUGGCGCAGUGGUCGAUCCCGUGGGACUUGUCGCUGCUGUUCGCCUCGGACAAGGCGCGGGAGCGUCUGCCCGCCGACGACCCGUCCGUCAACGGCGAACUCAAGACCAUUCAAGAGAUUCUCGCCCGCUUCCGACAACUCUCGCCUGACGGCAGCGAGUGCGGAUGCAUGAAGGCUGUCAUUCUGUUCACUCCAGAAACAUCAGGCCUGGUAGACGUGCAACCAGUAGAGAUGCUGCAAGACCAAGCGCAAUGCAUCCUGGGCGAUUACGUGCGCGGCAGAUAUGCACGUCAGCCAACUCGCUUCGGUCGCCUGUUGCUGAUGCUACCCAGUCUGCGCGCCGUUCGCCCCGCCACCGUCGAAAGACUCUUCUUCAAGGAGACCAUCGGAGACAUUCCCAUCCAGCGGCUGCUGGGUGACAUGUAUCACAUGGAGAACUCCUACGCCUAGUGUGGCAACAGCCUACUAUCAUCAUUAGGGCCGUCUCUAUUGACGGUAUCAUUAUUAGGAACGUCUUAUUUAUUAACGGCUUUCACAUUGAAACUGAGGGCCAGACCACAUUUAGGCCCGGUUUCACAAAAGCCGGUUGAAUUUUAACCGUGAUUAAUUUCACCAGAACCAAUCAGAGAAGGCCUUUUUGAUGAGACUGCUUCUCUGAUUGUUGCUCGUGGAAUUAAUCACGGUUACAAUUUAACCGGCUUUUGUGCAACUGGCGCUAAUCGUUUUUUCAAGCGACAACCCAAUCAGCCAAUUGGAGAGCCUCCUGCCUUGCCGACUCUUAAAAAACGCUUGAUGUGUUCUGGCCCUAAGCUGAGAACGACUGUAUAGACUAAAUCCAUGUAAACCUUAAGGUGCGUACAGAUAUACG